This is a messenger RNA of Manis pentadactyla (Chinese pangolin), 1296 nucleotides long. RefSeq names its product vasodilator-stimulated phosphoprotein-like. The coding region runs from base 304 to 639 and encodes 111 amino acids. Lineage: Eukaryota; Metazoa; Chordata; Mammalia; Pholidota; Manidae. The record is from RefSeq and is a predicted model, not a curated record. The transcript has 3 exons.
ACUAACGGGCAGGAGAACGCGGUCAUGCCCUCGGCGGCCACCAAGAAGCCUUGAGAAGCUCGCAGCCCCAGGAACCGGACCAUCUGCACAGCCACACAGUCAGGGACCGCUAGCAAAGUUAACGAAAUGUCUGAAUGGAAAAUUAAAAUGCCGGCAGUCCCCGUUCUCUGCUUCCUCUCCUCUCCGAAGCAAGUCCCUUCCACGGCCAUGUCUCCCAGAAACUAGAGGAACGGGCCUCCUCGAGCCCGCUGGGCCCCCGGCGCCGCACUCGCCGCUUCGCGACUCUCACGCGGCGCCCGGAGGAUGGCGAUUGGCUCGGACUCGGAGCCGCCGCCCGGCCGGACCUGCGCCUGUCCAGCUGUGCCGCCUCCAGCCUGGCGCCGUCGGGCUGCGCGACCGGGACCACAGCCGCCGCCGCGGGGCAGCCGCGCAGGCGCAGCUCGUUCGCCGCAGCGCUUGGGGCCGCCCGUUCCCCGCCGACCGCGUCUCCAAGGCCGCCGACAGCCCGGCCUGGAAGCGGCUCCCGCCGCCGCAGACGUGCGGCGGAGCGUCCAGAGCGGGCCCCGCUUCAGGGGUGACGGCGACAGCGACGGCUCUGCGGGCCGGAAGUCUGGUUCUUCAGGCUGCCCUGGCCUCUGAGUGAGGCAGGGGGCGUCCCAAACUCUUCUAACUUCAUCAACGUCACGGAACCCAAUGCUCACCACUGCAAGGGACCAUGAACAUGCGUCUGUCUUCUCAGGAAGAAGGCUGCCUCUGACGCGUUGUGGCUCAUUGGUCCACACUGCGGCACCUGUGACCUAGAUGUGCCGUUAGCUCCACAAGUCCUGUUCCUCCUCCUCUUCUACAGCCUGCCAGCCUCCUGCGUGGAAACCCUGAGGCUGCCACCUUGUUGUGUGUGACUUGGCCCCGACCUCUGUGCAUGGCUCUUUCCCUUGCAUGCAACUUGCUCCUUGUGGAUCUUUGAGACUUACUCUUUUCCUGCCUGGAUUAAUUUUCCUCCAGAUGGUAUUUGUCAUAAUCACAGUGUCGUGUUCUUUGUGUGGCUUAAGUUACAGAACUGAUCCUAACGCUAAACCCUGUGACCUUAACAGCUCUGGACAUGCUGCAGGUCAUCUGAUUAGAGCAAAGCUGUUAAGAGAAAGAAGGUGGGAAGAAGGGGUGGCCUCUUCCCAUUUGGUUUCUUUUGUUCAAAUAAACACAUUUCUUGGAUAACAGUUCUUUCUCAAUUGCCAUUCCUUACUCAUCUGGAAAUUGGGGCUCGGUUUUGUCAAUCUCCACCUCUGUUAUAUGUGGUAU